Synchytrium microbalum is the source of this 1122-nucleotide messenger RNA. RefSeq lists its product as uncharacterized. Gene Ontology annotation, molecular function: protein serine/threonine phosphatase activity. Gene Ontology annotation, cellular component: nucleus; cytoplasm. The transcript has 7 exons. The coding region runs from base 1 to 1122 and encodes 373 amino acids. NCBI's taxonomy places the organism in Eukaryota, Fungi, Chytridiomycota, Chytridiomycetes, Synchytriales, Synchytriaceae. The record is from RefSeq and is a predicted model, not a curated record.
AUGUUUGCAGAAAAAGUCACACCUCACCGUGGACGUGUCAUUAUGAAUCUGUACAAGGAGGAAGAAGUUGGAAUGGAUGCUAGACAUAAAAUGGCGCCACCAUUAUAUAGUUGCCACAAGGUUACGAUGGCAGACAACCAGGAAGUGGACGUCGACUCUGUCAUUGAGAGAUUAUUAGAAGUGAGAGGUAGUAGGCCUGGUAAACAAGUACAACUCGCUGAACAUGAAAUCCGAUAUCUAUGUACAAAAUCACGUGAAAUAUUCAUAAACCAACCAAUCCUACUCGAACUGGAGGCCCCAAUAAAGAUUUGUGGGGACAUCCAUGGACAAUAUUACGAUCUGCUACGACUCUUUGAAUAUGGAGGCUUCCCUCCCGAAGCAAACUAUUUGUUUUUGGGAGAUUACGUUGACCGAGGGAAACAAUCACUGGAAACAAUUUGUCUGUUACUGGCAUACAAGAUCAAAUAUCCCGAAAACUUUUUUGUUUUACGAGGAAACCACGAAUGUGCUAGUAUCAAUCGAAUCUAUGGAUUCUAUGACGAAUGUAAACGGCGGUACAACAUUAAACUAUGGAAAACCUUUACAGAUUGCUUCAAUUGUCUACCUAUCGCUGCCAUCAUUGAUGAAAAAAUCUUUACAAUGCAUGGUGGUUUAUCACCCGAUCUACAGAGUAUGGAGCAAAUCAGACGAGUCAUGCGACCGACAGAUGUACCAGAUACAGGUCUCUUGUGUGAUUUAUUGUGGUCUGAUCCAGACAAGGAUAUCGCCGGAUGGUCUGAAAAUGACCGAGGUGUAUCAUUCACCUUUGGUCCAGAUGUCGUGACAAGAUUCUUGCAAAAACAUGACUUGGAUUUGAUUUGUCGAGCUCAUCAAGUGGUUGAAGAUGGAUAUGAGUUCUUUGCUAAACGACAGUUGGUGACGCUCUUCUCAGCUCCCAAUUAUUGUGGAGAGUUUGAUAAUGCAGGUGCCAUGAUGAGUGUAGAUGAGACGCUUAUGUGCUCCUUCCAGAUCCUAAAGCCAGCAGAAAAGAAGCAAAAGUAUGCAUACGGCGGUAUGAACUCUGGCAGGCCAGUCACACCUCCACGAAACAAGAAGAAGAAGGAUAUGGCCAAAACCAUGUAG